This is a messenger RNA of Prorocentrum cordatum, 600 nucleotides long. Lineage: Eukaryota; Dinophyceae; Prorocentrales; Prorocentraceae. The record is from the annotation of a GenBank genome assembly.
CUCACGGCUCAGCAGAUGCUCAACAUCGCCCUGGCGGAUGCCCGGCUGUACGUGGACCCCUUCAUAAUGCAGGCGUUGGUCGACAACAUCGAGCGGCGCGUCCUGGACGGCCACGUCGCGCUGAACGAUGUGGACCAGCGACAGUGGGAGGAGGUGAAACGCUGGUGCAUGCCGUGCUGUCAGGCCAUGGAGGUCAUGGACAGUUUUAAUACAGCGUAUGGGGGCGAGUACGGCGGCAUGCCCAUACCCUUGCUGGCUCCUGAUGGCAGCAUGUAUCCCGUCCCGAUGUUCCUUCCAGACGAGGGCUUCGUUGGCGAGCAAGAAAUGUAUGAGGGGUUCGACAUGUCCGAGGAGUAUACAACAGAUUACGUACAUGCUGACGGCGAUGGACAUGACCCAGCGGACAUAGUGCUCGACUACAUGUGUCCAGACGCCGCUGCAAAAGAUCACGUGCAAGAUGGCAACGACGACGGAUACGACGGUGAAAGUGAAGGUGUCGAUGACGGUGCAUCUCAAGGUACGUAUGGCACUUCCCAGUGCGUCGCCACAGUAGACGAGCUGAAACAGCACGACUGGUCGCCUGCCCUUGAGUACCAGUAG